Knipowitschia caucasica is the source of this 1011-nucleotide messenger RNA. The record is from the annotation of a GenBank genome assembly. Lineage: Eukaryota; Metazoa; Chordata; Actinopteri; Gobiiformes; Gobiidae.
AUGUUCUGUGUCAGGCAGGUCCUCCAGGAGGGGAGGCACUACCAGUUCAGAGUGCUUCCUUUCGGCCUCUCUCUAUCUCUUCGGGUCUUUACGAUGUACGUUGCGGCAGCUCCUUCCCCGUUGGGGUUGAGAAUCCUGCCCUGUUUGGACGAUUGGCUUAUCUGUGCCCCCACUCGCAAGCAGUCUCUGCGGGAUACAUGUGACCAGUUCUUGCCAGAGAAGUACCAUGUGGUGUGUCUGGAUUUACCGGGACACGAUGGGACAAGCCGUCUCCAAGAUGAAGACUACAGCAUCAACGGACAGGUGUCCAGAAUCCACCAGUUCGUCCACAGGUUAGGGCUGCAGAGCUUCCAUCUCAUGGGGACGUCGAUGGGAGGAAACCUUGCAGGUGUUUACGCUGCACGAUUCCCCAAAGACCUGAUCUCUGUGACGCUGGUGUGCCCCGCAGGUCUUGAGUCGCCGGAGGACACAGAGUUUGUGAAGCGCCUCAAGGUGUUGGAAGUCCAGAAGAACCAAAACCAGGACCAGAGACCAAAGCAGGACCAAGACGAGGACCAGGAUCAGAGACCAAAGCAGGAGCAGAGCGAGGAGUCCAUCGCCCUUAUCCCCAGCUCUGUUCCUCAGUUGCAGGAGAUGCUCAACUUGUGCUGCUACAAACCAUUGCAGCUGCCCCAACAGAUGAUGAAGGGGCUGCUACAGAACAGACUUCCACACAACAAUUUCUAUAAACACUUGUUCGAGUGCAUCAGCUCUCAGGAUUCCAGACACUCGCUCCAGCAGAACCUCCAGAACAUCACCGUCCCUGUGCAAGUGGUGUGGGGCGAGCAGGACCAGGUGCUGCAUGUGUCCGGAGCGUCCCUCAUCCCUGCUGCUCUCCCUCACACACAGGUGGUGCUGCUUCAGGACUGUGGUCACUCUCUGGCCCUGGAGCGUCCGCGCAAACUCGCUAUGCUCGUCCACAAUUUCCUGUCUGCGCAGGAAGGGAAGGACAGCAGCAAAAAGAACCUCUGA